UUCGCACUUCUUAUCUCUUUGUUAUUGCUCUUUCGUUGCUUCCAAGCUCUGUGACGAUCCUUCCAUUGCAUUUCUUUUCUAUUUGUUUGAGGCUUCCGAGAGACUGAGAAAUCCCGAGAGUUUCUGUGUUUCUAGGUGUUUAGAUGGAGAAGGGAUAAGAGAUUGAGGCUUUUCUGAGAUGGAUAGCUCUUGGCAGAUCAAAUGCAGCUCCACUUGGCAGCCGUCCAUGACUCCAUCGCUUCCUUCGUCAUCACCGCUGCCAUCGCAGGGACCUCGGAACCAGACAGAGGCAAAUUUAAUUCAGUGCUUUCAUCCCUUUGGUGCACAUGAAUUUAGCUUUACAGACAGUGGAGUCAUACACGAACCCAUGGUGCUCAAUAAUCUGGACUUAAGCUCCAGCCAGUCAGGCAAGCCUGACAUGGCAAAUUCAUUUUUAGCCCUCCUCUCUGGGUCAUCACCACAGUUGCAAUGCGAGUUUCAGCAAUUAUCAAGUUCAAGAUCAGCCAUGGCUGCUAGUAAGCUUUCUGAGUAUGAUAGCAAUAUUGCGGCCAGUGGUGCCCGUCGUGGAGUUCCCAUUACACCUAUUAUGCAAUUUAAUCAGCGGCAAGACAAUGGAAACAUGGGAAAUGCAGCCGAGUUUGUCCCAUCACGGGUGGCCUCAACUACCAACUAUGGUUGUGCUUCAUAUUUGCGUGAUAACUUUCAACCGGCAAACUUGAAUCUUCAGAGUUCAGACUCUUCCAAGACAGGUUUUGAUCAUGCAGUUUGCAGUAAUGAGAGGGGAAUGAAUCUGAGACAAGGGUGUCCUAGUGCAAACCCUGGCAAUUCUUGUUUGUUUAAAAAAACAACCAUCGAGUCUUCACCAAAGUUUCCAUCAGAAUCGAAAGCUGUUAUGUUAGAUCCCUCGUCUGCUUUCACAAGAGGGCAUCCACUUGUAUUUUGCUUGGGUAAAACUGGGUAUCUACUGCUUAGCAACACAGGUCUUCUUGGUGUUAUCUGCUCAUGUCAUAACUUGCACAUGUCUAUCGCUAAGUUCUGUGGGCAUUCAGGAUUACGUCCUGUUAACCCUGGGGAUGCUGUCUGCUUAGAGAAUGGAGAAACUGUUGCUCAAUGGAGACGACUCUACUUCCAUAAGUUGGGGAUUAGAGUUCCAGACGAGCAUAGUGAAUGGGAUUGGCCUGAAGAGUUUUCAGCAACUGGUAGUUUGGUGAAAUGCAGGGCAACUGUGCCAAACAUGUCCAUUAAGUCUGAUAUGUUUCUGCCAGUUGAUUCAGUUGGAGGGAUAGCAAGGUGUGGUCAAACUAGGAACAGUUUUGUAUCUCCUAGGAAUCCUCGUACAGGACAGAGUGUCGUAGAAAAAUCAGCUAAUACUAUUCUGCAUAAUGCAUGGCAGAGGAAUGCUCAGGAGGGACAUGAUCUUGUUUUUAAUAGCUUGAUUGGCACCUCAAAUAGCAUCUUGCCUGCUUCGGCAGCAGAUGGCCAGAUAAUGAAGGAAAAUCAUUUGUCCAGGGGUUUGCCGCUGUCAAACACAGCUGUUAAUGUAGGCCGACAAGACAGUGGGUAUCGGUCGAUUUCUGACUACAUUGAUCUUUGUAAGGCUGGCAAUCUGUUGACUUCCGAUCCAAGUUUGGAGAGUACAAAAUCCCUUGGGAUUGUCUCUGAUGCCAGAAGAUGUAACAGUUCACUGGAGGGAUUUGUUGUGGGUAGAGAAGCCAUUUCCUCAAACAUUGAAUUAAGGCUUGGACAACCAUCUCAGCAUAGUCAUACAAUGGGGGGUUCAAUUUUGUCAACUGUGGGUCCUCAGCCAUUUAAUACUCUAGGCGAUUCCCAGAAGGCACCAUACCAAGGACAUGUAAUUAAUAACAUGGUUAAUCCUUGGGUAACUGAAGGAUCUAGGCCAAAUAUCCGCUGCAUGCCUUUGGACACUUCAAAUUUCAAUCAGAGGGAGGCAGAAAGCCAGUUGAACUUCAGAAACCAUGCUCUUGGAAGUGGCAAUGCUAUAGAUGCUGUUGAAUUAUCUAGUGGUGAUGCAGAUAAGAAUUCACUAAUUUCAGUGUUUCUUCAACACUUCAGACCCCCAUCUGAAGGGGCCAUCCAAUCUCAAACUGUUAAUAACAUGGUUAAUAGUGUUGAGCAUUUCUUGCCUAGGGUACCCGGUGGUGAAUCUCAUGUUGCCAAAAGUGACCCAGCCAAUUUAACAUGGACCAGAAGCAAUGGAACCCAAAAGCAAUUAAAUAGUCAUUGGUUGGGCCUCCAUAAUCAUACAGAUAAGGGUAAAGGGGUCAUACUUACUGAUAAUUGCCCUAAAUUCUCACUUGAAGGCAGCUCUACAAUUCAAGGUAAGCAUACAGCGGAUUCAAGUCUGUUUAAUGGAGUGAUCGGUGGAUAUUGUCUUCCAAGUAAUUCAGCAGUGUUGUCCUCUUCUUAUCUGGGUCAGUCACCUGGCAUGCUGCCUGAUGCUAACACUCCCUCCAAUCCGAAUGGUCAGGUUUCUUUCCCUCGAAGAGAUGGCCAACUUGAGAAUGCUUUCCUUAGACCCAUACAUUCUUUUCCUGUGAGUGCUGGACCAGGUAUCCCUUUGUCUACCACUUGUAUGGGCGUCUCUUCAGCUACUUCAAUCUCUAGACCUAGUCCAACAAUACCUUUGUCAAACAAGGAGGGCAUUGAUGUAAACCAACAAUCACUGGACGACAAUUUGAGAUUACUUCUUUUGAGGCACAUGGCUGAGUUGUCUAAGCAAGAGCAUGAGAUUGCUUUCCAAGAAAUGAAUCCAGAACAAGGAAGGAUUCAUAACCCUUCUGGCAUGGAAGUGCAGAGAAAGUGUUCUUUUCAAGAUCCAUUGACAUCUGAACAAAUAAGGGAAGGGAUUUAUCUUACCAUUAAACAGGACGCUUCUGAAGUUAAACCACUACAAUCUUGCUCUAACUGUGGCUUGCCUGGUGGUAUAGAAAAGCUGGCUGAUUUGACAGGUACAAACACCUGGUGCAAUUUCUCAACAGUAGCUACGCAAGGAAGUGCAUUAUGUUCUAAAGACCUGGGCAUUCAAUGUCCACCUUCUCAUGAUCCUGUUAUGCAUAAACACCCAUUGCUGAGACUUGGGAGACUUGAAAAUAACAACAUUGCUACAUCUGGAGACCAUGCAAAAUGCUUUCAUAAAGAACUACACACAUACUUCCCUGAAAAGUGCAGCUGUUGUGUUCACUCAAUGUGUUUAGCAGGAAGUGUCUCGAGGUGUGAAUCUUCUCUUGGUGCCUACAAGGAACAUAUUGGAAGUGUUGAUGGCAAAAACUCGCUCCUUGUUGCAUCAGUAUUUGAUAAAGCUAAUGUGAUCUCACAUGAAAAAGUGAUUGCUGUCGAUCAAUGCAAAACUGUAAAGAGACAAAUCUCUGUAAAUGAGGACUGUAAUGAUAGCCAAUGGAAUGAUGUCUCAUGCAGGGUGAUGGGGGUUCAUAAUGGAACUUGUAUCAGAAUGCCAGCUGAGGAACUGGAUGGUAGGGAAAAUGUAGAUCAAUGCGUAGAGACUGCUUCUAAAGGUUAUAUAGGUGCUUCUCACGAAGCUGAGCCCCUUAAAGAGCAACAAAUGUCAAAUAUUUGUUCUGGGUGUUCUGCCCCCGCAGUCACUGAGGUAUCAAUUGAAGUUAACAAUAUGGAUUCUUGUACUGUCGAUCCUGGAUAUGUGACUGAUCACAUUGUUGAUGAAGGAUCUGGCGUUGAAAAAUGCUGGUCAUCUGAUGAUGCACUAGACAGUGGAAGAAGUGCUCACACUCCUCUUGUUACUGCUAAAGUUGAUUCAACAAAGGGAGGAUCCUCAGUCUUACCAACUCAAUCAUCAAAUGUUGAUGAGAUUAAAAUGAGGAACCCUUUGAGAUUGAAGAAGGUUUCAAUUCAACACAUGUCUGGGUGUUCACUUCAUGACAACAUCAACCAUAUGAAAGAAUUUGAGAGGGAUGUGAAAACUGGAAAGAAAAAGAAGGUAAUGAAAUGGAGGAGUCUGGAUGCAUCCUUUCCUCCCUCUGGUCUUUCUUCGGUACAAUUUCAGUUACCCAAAUGUGCUGGGGGUACUGAGCUGCACUCAUGUUCAUCUAAAGAGAUACAGUUUUCUUCUCAACCUCCUACAUGUGGUACGCAUACUAGUAGAUCUUCUAGUCUCAAACGGAAACGCUCUUCAAUACCUUCUUCCAAGACUCUCACUCAGAAGAGAAGUCUGCAGGGACUUGAUGUCCAUCAUAGGGAGUCUGAAGAUGAUAACCAGAAACAGUUGAAGGAAAGCUCUAAUUUAAUUGAAGUACCUAAACUUUCAGGUAUAAAAAAGGCUAAAUGGGGGGGUUCUGAAAAUAUGAGUAGUCAGUUCCACGGGCAGGACACGAGUCACGUGGAAACUGAUAAAGCUGCAAAAUACUCUUCAGUGGGCUGUAUAAAAAGGUUCUCCAGUCCCCACAUGGAUACUUGUGUCAAAAAGGCAAAGCCCAUAAUAUGUGGAAAUUCUGGCAUUAUUUUUAAUGAAAAAUUGGCUGAAGGUCUAGCAAAGCCACCAAAAAUUGUUUCUCUUAGCAUGAUUCUUAAGAAGGCUGGGACAGGGAGAUGUACUAUCAAUGAAAAUGAAGAACUUGCUCUGAUUUCCAUGUUGGAGACAAAGAAAUCAAAAUUAAGAAGCAAGGGAUGCGACACUAAAGUAUCUGUUUUGAAGAAAGAAAGAGACAAUGAAAGUAAAAAAACUGUCAUAAAUGAUGAUUUGGAGCCUGGGAAUUCUAUGUUGGAAACAAAGAAAGCAUGCUUCAGUAGAAAUGAAGACUGUGUUGAGGAGCUAUCCAUGUGGCAAAAAGAAGAAGAUGACGAAGAUCACAUAGAACAUGGUGACCCACACAGAUUGUCUAGUGCUCUAGUGAAGCCAGGAUUUAAGGAAACUCGCAGGCGUAGCCUUCAUGAGUUAACAAGAAGAGGUAAGAAUCCUGGUUCUGCAAAGUUUUGUCGUACAAAGGUUUCAAAAUGUACAUUGCAAACCAAAUGUAGAUCUCAUGGGAAGUUGUAUUUAGAGGAUGCUGAAGAUAGUCAAGAAUGCACAGGUGAACUGUGUCAAGUAAAUGCCAAGAAAUCCAUUAAAGACCACAAGUACCUGGCCUCUGUUUUGGAGGUAAAUGCUUUCUGCUGUGUUUGUGGAAGCUCAAAUAAAGAUGAAAUGAAUGAUUUGCUAGAGUGUGGUCGCUGCUCCAUCAGAGUGCAUCAGGCUUGCUAUGGUGUCACAAAAGUACCCAAAGGUCAUUGGAGCUGCAGACCAUGCAGGACGAGUUCUGAGCGCAUUGUGUGUGUUCUCUGUGGUUAUGAAGGUGGGGCCAUGACGCGGGCAAUAAGAAGUAAGAGUGUAGUCAAAAGUCUUUUGAAGGCCUGGAAUACUAUAAAUAUAUCCGUGUCUGGGAACUCCAAUCUACUCUCCAAAGCUUUGCAGGAUGAGUCUAGGGCUCUGGAUGCUUUAAUUUCUGUGCAUGAAGCUGAUUUAGUUCCAACAGUGAGACCUAAAAAUUCCAAACCGUUUCCUAAAGCUGUGCUGAAAAUGGAUAUGAAACACCAAAUGGAUGAUGUAAACACUAAAGAUGGUUCCUCAAGUAAUCCACGAGUGCAUAACACUGUAACUGCAGGAGUAAUUGAUCCAACUAUCAUGCAAUGGGUGCACAUGGUUUGUGGACUCUGGACACCUGGGACAAGAUGCCCAAAUGUUGAUACUAUGAGUGCUUUUGAUGUAUCUGGUGCUCAAGGUUCUAGAAAAAAUGUCGUCUGCUCACUGUGUAACCGACCAGGAGGCUCAUGCAUACGGUGCAGGGUUGCAAAUUGUUCUGUUCAAUUUCAUCCUUGGUGUGCACACCAGAAGGGUUUAUUGCAAAGUGAGGUUGAAGGUGUUGAUAAUGAAAAGGUUGGCUUCUAUGGCAGAUGUGAGCUUCAUGCAACACAUCACAAAUGUGUUCAUGAAGAUCAUCAUGUUGGCACUAAAACGGAAAGCCCAGGGCAGAAGGAUACAACUUGUGCACGCACAGAGGGUUACAAGGGUCGCAGAAGGGAUGGUUUCACACAUAAUCAACAUGGGCAGUCUAGUGACAAUGGUGGAUGUCUUGUUCCCCAGGAACAAAUAAAUGCGUGGCUUCAUAUCAACGGGCAAAAAUCAUCCACAAGAGGGUUUCUAAAGCCACCAGCUUCAGAUGUUGAAUACGAUUGUCGGAAAGAAUAUGCCCGGUACAAACAAGCGAAGGGAUGGAAGCAUUUGGUUGUCUACAAAUCUGGUAUACAUGCUCUGGGUCUUUACACAUCUCGGUUCAUCUCUCGUGGUUCAAUGGUUGUCGAGUAUGUUGGUGAGAUUGUUGGGCUUCGGGUUGCUGACAAAAGAGAAAAUGAUUAUCAGUCUGGAAGGAAGCUUCAGUACAAGAGUGCUUGCUACUUCUUUAGGAUUGAUAAAGAGCAUAUUAUUGAUGCCACCCGCAAAGGAGGGAUUGCUCGAUUUGUUAACCAUUCCUGCCUUCCAAACUGCGUUGCCAAAGUAAUUUCAGUGAGGAAUGAAAAGAAGGUUGUUUUCUUUGCAGAGAGAGAUAUAAACCCCGGAGAAGAGAUAACAUAUGACUACCAUUUCAACCAUGAAGAUGAAGGGAAGAAAAUCCCAUGCUUUUGCAAUUCGAAAAAUUGUAGGCGUUAUUUGAACUAGUCAUUUGUUACAGUUACAGAUAGGAACAAAUCUUGAUCUCUCUCCGUGUAGCCAGUACAUUUUUUGUAAGCCCUGUGGCUGAAUAUGUCGAGGUAUUAUAAUGAAAUCUUUGGAUGUGUUC
Molecule: messenger RNA, 6806 nt
Organism: Telopea speciosissima
Lineage: Eukaryota; Viridiplantae; Streptophyta; Magnoliopsida; Proteales; Proteaceae
Exons: 19
Coding region: 179-6685 (2168 amino acids)
Biological process (GO): positive regulation of DNA-templated transcription
Cellular component (GO): histone methyltransferase complex
Molecular function (GO): histone H3K4 methyltransferase activity; protein binding
Source: RefSeq, a predicted model, not a curated record